AGAAUUACCCUUGCCGUAUUUCAAACUUACGUCGCCUUUGGUUGUUAGAGACGCUGCCAUCUAGAUUAGCCCACUUGGCACCAUGACCAACAGACAGGAUGAGCAACAUUCACUAGACUUGGAAUUUUGUAAACCACACUGUCAACCUGGCGCUCUUCCAAUCAAAACCUUUGACCACACUUACUUAUCUGAUGAAGAACUCGAUGUCGAGAACUACCUACAACAGUGCUACGACUGGUGGUACUCUUAUUAUACAGCUGCACUGGAGGAGGGAUACACUGUUGGACCUGGAGAAAUCUACUUUGACAACAGCACGGGUCUCUUGUACUACAUACCUAAUGCCAUCCGUCAAUCUGAAGAUUACCCACAAUUACAGAAAUGCAGUGAAAUGAGCGACUACGGGCAUGAUUGUAUUGGAGUUGGUCACGAAGAUUUGUACGCAGAAGUUUCCAACCCUUGCGUUAUUGCACCGACGUACAUAGUACAUGACCAGCAAAGUCAAUUUGUCCAGCAAGAACUGACCCCUCCACAAAGUCGUACCAGCAAACAAGAGAGAAAACAUUCUUGUCGACACAAGCCUGUCGUCAUCAAAGAUCCUGAUACAAAGGAAGAUGUUACAUUUGACGUUCUGCUUGGCUCAGAUUCCCACUCGAAAACAGCACCUGAAUCAGAGUAACUGUAUGUAGAUGUUGUUGCUGCUAUUGUUGCAUGUUUACAACUAAAAGUGGACAUCUCAGUAGUUAUAGAAGAGGCAUUAACUCUUUACUAAAACGUAACUAGAGCGACGUGCAAAGUACACUCUUGCAUGGUAUUGCAAGCGUAUUAUAUACCUGAACCC
Molecule: messenger RNA, 838 nt
Organism: Corticium candelabrum
Lineage: Eukaryota; Metazoa; Porifera; Homoscleromorpha; Homosclerophorida; Plakinidae
Exons: 2
Coding region: 83-676 (197 amino acids)
Source: RefSeq, a predicted model, not a curated record